GGAAAAACAGGCGACCUCUUGUCCAGCUUAACUUUGGCCAUCUGCAUUGCGGGCGUCUAUCAUUUUCACGCACAAUUCUCACUAAACCUGUAGAAACACGAAGGACUUGCUCGCACGGAUCAAGCGACGAGAAUUUCUCACUCUCACCAAGCUGCGAUCAACCGCUGCUGCAGCUUCACUUUUGGACUCUACCCCGCCAUCGAUCAACCCCUCGCAAAUCCUCUCGAAGCUUGCCCAAGAUGCCCUCCGCCGACGCCCCAUCUGGCUUCCGUAAGGUUCAGAGCUUCGAAACCGAUUAUGCUCCGUGUACUAUUACCCAGUACAUCUCCGAACGCAGUGGCAUGCAGGUCGUCGUGGCAGAUCGAAAAGGCCCCAAGUUGAACGGCUACUUCACCCUGGCGACAGAAAUUUUGGAUGAUUCUGGUUCGCCGCAUACUCUAGAGCACUUGAUCUUCAUGGGCUCUAAGAGCUAUCAAUAUAAAGGACUUCUUGACAAGCUUUCCUCUCGAGCAUAUGCGGGUACCAAUGCCUGGACUGCCGUCGAUCACACAGCGUACACCCUCGAAAGUGCCGGCUGGGACGGCUUUGCGCAAGUCUUGCCCGUUUAUCUUGAACAUCUUAUUGUUCCUACUAUUACAGACGAAAGUGUCACUACUGAGGUCUGGCAUAUUGACGGCGAGGGAAACGAUGCUGGAGUUGUGUACUCUGAGAUGCAAGGUGUCGAAAACAACAGUGCCGAGAUUAUGGACCUGAAAGCCCGCCGCAUGUUGUACAAAGAGAAUAUUGGCUUCCGAUACGAGACUGGAGGCAUGACAGAGCAGCUCCGAAGCCUGACUCCUCAAAGGAUCCGUGAAUUUCAUCGCGAAAUGUAUCAGCCCCGAAACCUAUGUGUCAUCAUUGUGGGAGAAGCAGACCACACAGAACUUCUCCAAAUCAUGGACAACUUCGAGGAGAGCAUCAAGGAUGAUAUUCCGUCCUUGGAUAGCGACUUCAAGAGACCUUGGAUUGAUUCUGCCCAGCCGCCGCCUUUGCCAGAAACCGUAGUCACGACAGCCGAGUUCCCUGAAGAAGAUGAAUCCGUUGGAGAGAUCUUGGUCGGAUUUUUUGGUCCCAACUGCGUCGAUAUCAUUGCAACUUCGGCGUUGAACAUCCUCUUGACUUACCUAUGUGGCUCUUCUGUCGCCAUACUCGAAAACGCGCUGGUUGAAAAGGAGGAACUUGCGAGCUCCGUGGCAUACUGGUGGGAUUCGCGACCAAAUUCGGUUAUUUGGCUACAGCCCACGGGUGUUGCUACAGAGAAGCUGGAAUUCGUUGAGAAGCGCCUAUUUGAGCUACUCAAUGAAGUUACCUCUAAUCCACUGGAUAUGGCAUACAUGACAGAGUGCAUCCACCGUGAACAACGCCAGGUCAAAUAUCAUGCAGAAACAUCCGAAUCUUUUUAUGCCAACAACAUUAUCAAUGACUAUCUUUUCGGCAAACGGGAUGGAUCUACGCUUCGUGAUUUGCAGAACUUGAAGGAGUAUGAAGAACUUGAGAAAUGGACAGAUGAAGACUGGAGGGGUUUCAUAAAGAAGUGGUUGUUGGAUGCCAAGCACAUCUCCAUUCUAGGAAAGCCGUCGUUGAAACUGGCCGAAAAGAUCAAACAGGAUGAGAAGGAUCGUCUUGCGAAGCGCAAAGAAGAACUUGGCACCGCCGGUUUGGAAAAGCUGGCCAAGACCUUGGCUGAUGCCAAAGCCAAAAACGACACACCAAUUCCCGUUGAGGUUUUGGAUCGCUGGACUGUUCCUGGUACGGAAUCCAUUCAUUUUAUUGAAUCCGACACUGCGAGAUCGGGUAAAGCGCUUGACAUCGGCGCCGGCGAUGGACCGGCUCAAAAGAUCAUUAAUGAGGCGCCCAAAGGCAAUUCACCACUCUUUAUCCAGUUCGAGGAUGUUCCAACCAACUUUGCUCACAUCUCUGUUCACGUCGGAACCAGCAACGUUCCCGUCGAGCUGAAACCGUUGAUCCCCAUCUUCUCAGAUAACUUUUUCAACACUCAUAUUAUGAAGGACGGCAAACUUGUCAGCUUUGAACAAGUUGUUAUGGAACUUGAGCGAGAUAGCGUCGGCUACGGACUUGGCUCCGCCAGAGGUGUUGCAGACCCAGAGGGAUUGAUGAUUCAGUUUCAGGUUGAGCCAGCGAAAUACGGCACAGCAGUCGAAUGGAUUCGAACCAUGAUGUUCGACUCUGUAUUCGAUCCUCAACGCCUCAACGCAGCAAUCACGAAAGCAUUGGCAGAUAUCCCAGAGGCUAAGCGAGAUGGUCGCAGCAUGUCUAUGGAAAUCGAUGCUGCCAUUCAUCUCGAUCGUAACAGUGCCACUGUUGCCAAGCGCACGUUGGUGCGCGCCGUAUAUCUGAGGCGCCUCAAGAAGAUUCUCAAGGCGGACCCCGAAAAAGUGGUGGGCUGGUUCAACAAGAUUCGGGAGUCACUCUUCACAUUCGAAAACCUGAGACUUCUCGUCACUGCACGCCUCUCGACACUGCCGAACCCGCUUACGUCAUGGAGUUCUCUUGAGAAGUCGUUGAAGACGUCCGGAGACAUGAUUCCUAUUCCCAAACUGGACAGCAUUUUGAACCAAGAGGGUCGCAAGCCCGGUUCCGUAGGUGCUACGAUCGUUCCAAUGGCAGCAUUGGAUGGUUCCUAUUCAGUUAGCACUACAUCUAGCAUCACAUCUUUGUCUGAUCCAAACCUCCCGGCCAUCAUGGUUGCCAUUGGGUAUUUGGAAACAGUCGAGGGCCCCCUUUGGGUUGCUGUUCGAGGUGCUGGCUACGCAUAUGGAAGUCACUUCUCUCGCAGCCUAGAGUGCGGUGUGCUAUGUUAUCGCGUUUUCAGAUCUCCCGACGCUUCCAAGGCGAUUAUUGCCUCCCGAGAUGCCAUCCGCAAGAUUGCAUCUGGCGAGGUUGCCAUCGACAAACAUCUCCUGGAAGGAACAGUCAGUCAGAUUGUUGUUGGUUUUGCCGACGAGCAAGCCACAAUGCCUAGCGCAGCGCAACAAAACUACGUCCGCAGCGUUGUUCGUGGGUUAGACAAGGACUGGAAUAAGGAUAUUCUUCGUCGUGUUCGUGAGGUUUCAGAAGAGGAUAUCCGAAGUGCUCUUAACACCUUCAUUCUCCCCUGCUUCGAACCCGGAAAGAGCAAUGUUGUCGUAACAUGUGCGAAAAACAUGCAAGAGAAUAUGGAGACAGCAUUCAAGGGAAUUGGAUAUGAAGUUCAAUCACACGAACUAAGCUACUUCCACGAUGACUACGGACUAGAGGCGCCUGAGGGUGAUGAAGAAGACGAUGAGGAUGACGAAGAUGAUGACGACGAAGACGAUGAUGACGAGGAGGACGAAGAAGACUACUCUGAUGAUGAUGAGUCGGACUGAUUGUGUCACAUAUAUGAAAUCUUGAUUCGCAUUACAUGAUCCUGCCUAGCUGUAAUUGCAUCAAACU
This is a messenger RNA of [Torrubiella] hemipterigena, 3474 nucleotides long. NCBI's taxonomy places the organism in Eukaryota, Fungi, Ascomycota, Sordariomycetes, Hypocreales, Clavicipitaceae. The record is from the annotation of a GenBank genome assembly.